AUGGCUCUCACAGAAGAAGAUGAGGCCAAAGAGGUCAGAUGCUCAUCACCGACAAGGCAUGCAAAACGUAGUCCCAAACGACUAACCUGUGUUCCAUGCAGAGAACGAAAGGUCCGCUGCGAUAGAGCAUUCCCAAAAUGCGGGCGAUGCUCACACCUAGGUCACAAUGGUGUGUAUCGUCCAAGAUCUAGCAAUCGAGCAAACCAGGUUGCUUUGAUCAGCCAACUGCAGGAGCGCAUGUCCCAGGCAGAAGCACGACUUGCUUUGCGAGCAUAUGGAGCAUCUUUCGGCUCUGAUCAUGCACACAAUGCCUCAGUCACUGGUAUCUUUAUGGAGCCCACUGUCCAAUGUUAUCCUCAGCACAGUGUACCGAUCGAAAGACAACACAGCGGCCCACCAUUUGUUUCCACAGAUAUAUAUCCCAUACCGAGCAGUUCCAGCACUACAGACUCCGCCAUUUAUUCAGAUCUAAAGUCGACGGCUUUUAGACUUGGGGAUUUUGAGCAAGCGUUCGUCCAACCAGCCUUGCCUCCAGUUUCGAGUUCCGAGGUGGUCGUUGCACCACAUGACACAUAUCGCAGCCAAUGGUCAAAUCUGUCACCAUCGUUCCAUUCAAGAAGUUCAUCUGAGGCUUCAGACAUUUCGAUUACUUCCGAAGACCUCGUUGCUCUUCAUCAAAUAUUCUUCGAAAGUCUAGAAGCAUCAUUUCCAAUCAUAUCGCGAAACCGGUUCUAUUGCGAGAUUCGGAAUUCACCCGCGGAUCCAUCCAUUCAAGCACUGAGCUAUGCUAUUGCCCUCAUGACCAUAUCAGUGACUGGAACGCAGCUGUACCCUGAGAAAGGCUUCUACCUACGAGCUCGUCGCCUCCUAGAUGAAAGUGAAAUCUAUGGCGAUGGGAGAUCACUGGCAAACUUGAAUAUCUUACAAACUUUGAUCAUUCUACUACGCUACGAGAUUGGUAGCCAGCGUAAUGCCAGUUCGUGUCUGACUGCGGCUCGAGCGACUCAGUUAGUCAAGAUGAUGCGUCUAUCACAAAUUGAUUCUCGAGAGUUGUUGUCAGGAUACAAAGCUCGGUAUCCUGAUGUGUCGCUACCCCUAGCGAAUGACCCAAUAGAGCUUGAAGAGAGACGCCGUUGCUUCUGGGCGCUCUACGUAAUGGAGGGCUAUCGUAAUAUCAUCAACGGAGAUACUGACAAGAUCUUGGACGAAUCUACGCCUCUAGUAUGCCUUCCCUCUCCCGGUGCUCUCGACAGCUCAUUCAUCCCUAUCCAAAUGCCCUAUCUCCACGACGCCCCUUCAAAUCUUACCCCGUCCGCCCUUUCUCACUUCACCGCAACGAUUCUCACCACCCACCUCACCCUUCGAAUUCUCACCCACGCCUCUCAACCUCCAAGUACCUUCUGGUGGAACCACCACCACGACCUCGUCGCCCGCUUCAACUCCAUCGGCGCCCUCCUUCACAAUCACUCCGACGUCGACGCUCCAUACGCCGACCAAACCACUCUCGAACUUCACCUGAUCCUCUCCACGCUCGACUCCCACCUGCACGCCGUCGCUCUAGCUGCAAGCGCGCUGACAGAAAUCGCCGCCGUCGUCAGCGAGGAAAGCAGGCGGCGCCUCGGCGACAGUGCGUUACGGAUGGCGAGUGUUGUGCGUGCGAAGUGGUGCCAUCGCCUGGAUUUGCGGGCGGAUCUGCAGCAGGAUAGUACUCGCCAGGGCUCGCAAUCGCAAGCUUGUGCGCUGUCGCUGGGCGCGAUGUUCUUGCCGUGGGCUCUGAACACGGCAGUGAGGAUGCUGCGGACGUUGGGUGUGGAUGAUGGGGAUGCCCAGGUGGGCGAAGGCGUGCAAGUGCUGCUUGCGGCGCUAGACAAUGUUGAAGAGAGAAGUGGGCCGUGGCAUCAGUCACUAAGGACGUAG
Molecule: messenger RNA, 1917 nt
Organism: Pseudovirgaria hyperparasitica
Lineage: Eukaryota; Fungi; Ascomycota; Dothideomycetes; Acrospermales; Acrospermaceae
Exons: 3
Coding region: 1-1917 (638 amino acids)
Biological process (GO): regulation of DNA-templated transcription; DNA-templated transcription
Cellular component (GO): nucleus
Molecular function (GO): DNA-binding transcription factor activity, RNA polymerase II-specific; zinc ion binding; DNA binding
Source: RefSeq, a predicted model, not a curated record